Molecule: messenger RNA, 411 nt
Organism: Menidia menidia (Atlantic silverside)
Lineage: Eukaryota; Metazoa; Chordata; Actinopteri; Atheriniformes; Atherinopsidae
Source: the annotation of a GenBank genome assembly
CUGCAGGUCCAGAUUCUGCACAAAAAAAUCGACCUGAGCAACGUUCAGUCCAAGUGCGGAUCCAAGGCCAACAUCCACCACAAACCAGGCGGUGGAAACGUGGAGAUCAAACACGAGAAGCUGGAGUUCAAAGUUCAGUCAAAAAUCGGGUCCCUGGACAACAUCGGCCACGUCCCCGGAGGCGGGCAGAAGCGGAUCAAACACGAGAAGCUGGAGUUCAAAGUUCAAUCCAAAAUCGGGUCCCUGGACAACAUCGGCCACGUCCCCGGAGGCGGGCAGAAGCGGCUGACGUUUCCACUCUUUCAGGUCCAAAUCGCUGAGCAGAAGUUGGACUUUAGUACUGUCCAGGCCAAGUGUGGCUCCAAAGACAAUAUCAAACAUGUCCCCGGUGGAGGCAAAGUGAGUAACUGA